UGUCACCAUCUCAAACGAUCCCCUUUCUCAUCAUUCAAAAUUUCAAAUCCCAAAAAGAAAAAGAAAAAGGAAAAGGAGAUCUGAAUUCUGACAAUAAUGGCAACCCUCUCUGUUCCAUCUGCUCUCCCUGAUGUCGCCGAAGAUGUUGAGCAACUCCACAAAGCCUUUUCAGGAUGGGGAACGAACGAGGAUUUGAUCAUAACAAUAUUGGCUCACAGGAAUGCUUACCAACGUAAGUUGAUCCGUGAAGUUUACACUUCCACCUAUGGAGAAGAUCUCCUUAAAACACUCGACAAGGAGCUUACUAAUGACUUUGAGAGGAUAGUUCAUUUGUUUACCUUGGAUCCUCCAGAGCGUGAUGCUUUUUUGGCUAAUGAAGCUACUAAGAAGUUCACUUCCAGCAACUGGGUUCUCAUUGAAAUUGCCUGCGCAAGAUCUUCAGAUGAUCUCUUUAACGCUAGGCGAGCCUACCAUGUUCGUUUCAAGAAAUCCAUUGAAGAAGAUGUGGCUCAACACACCACCGGUGACUUCCGCAAGCUUUUGGUUGCUCUGGUGACCUCAUUCAGGUAUGAAGGGCCAGAGGUUAACACGCACCUGGCUAAAUCAGAUGCUAAGAUACUUCAUGAAAAGAUCUCAGACAAGGCUUAUUCUGAUGACGAUCUCAUCAGAAUCAUCGCUACAAGGAGCAAAGCGCAGCUCAGCGCCACGCUCAACACCUACAACAAUUCCUAUGGUCAUGCUAUUACCAAGGAUCUUAAGGAGGAUCCUAAGGAUGAUUUCUUGAAGUUGCUGAGGGCAACUAUCAAGUGCCUGACCUGCCCUGAAAAAUACUUUGAGAAGCUUCUUCGACUUGCUGUAAACAAGAUGGGAACAGAUGAAUCGGCUCUGACUAGAGUUGUGGCUACCCGGGCAGAAGUGGAUAUGCAACGCAUCAAGGAAGAGUAUUACCGCAGGAACAGCGUUCAUCUUGAUCAUGCUAUUAAGAAGGAUACUCAUGGUGACUAUGAAAAAAUGCUGAUUGAGUUAGUUGGUGCUGAGAAUGCUUGAGCAACUCUACCUAAGAAUGGGGACAACCUGGUUGAGAUUUUAUUUUUGUUUUCGGCUCCUGUUAUUGUUGGUUUUUUCUGUUUUUAUUGUACUUCAGAAAUAUGGUUGAAUAAAGGUUACAUGGGUUGUUCUGCUAA
Spinacia oleracea (spinach) is the source of this 1184-nucleotide messenger RNA. RefSeq names its product annexin Gh1. Gene Ontology annotation, molecular function: phosphatidylserine binding; calcium ion binding; calcium-dependent phospholipid binding. Lineage: Eukaryota; Viridiplantae; Streptophyta; Magnoliopsida; Caryophyllales; Amaranthaceae. The record is from RefSeq and is a predicted model, not a curated record. The transcript is spliced from 5 exons. Bases 97 to 1047 code for a protein of 316 amino acids. Gene Ontology annotation, cellular component: cytoplasm; plasma membrane. Gene Ontology annotation, biological process: response to cold; response to water deprivation; response to salt stress.